GUAUCCAUCACCCAAGAGCAACACUCAGGUCUUGAGGGUGUACACUGUCAGCAUUACAAGCUGUUAAAACAACAGUCAGCAACACUACCCAAACCAAAAUGAAGUCUUCUUUGGUAUGUGUCAGUGACUAUGAAGCAGAGGCACACAAAAGUUUGCCUCGCAAUGCUCUAGACUAUUACCGGUCUGGAGCCAUGCAAGAAACUACUCUUCAUGAAAACAAAGAAGCAAUUAGCCGGUGGUACAUUCGCCCAAGGUUCCUGAGAGAUAUGUCCAUAAGGAGUCUUGCUACUACUAUAUUAGGACACAGAGUCAAAGUGCCAUAUGGCAUAGCACCAACAGCUAUGCAAAGAAUGGCUCAUCCAGAUGGGGAAGUUGCUAAUGCACGAGCAGCUGGAAGAAUUGGAACAGCCUUCACCCUCAGCACCAUUGCAACAGCUAGUGUUGAAGAGAUAGCUGAACAUGCAUCUGAUACACUUCGGUUUUUCCAGCUGUACAUAUUCAAAGACAGAGAGGUAACAGCAAACCUUGUACAUAGGGCUGAAGCUGCUGGUUUCUCAGCCCUGGUUCUCACAGUUGAUGCACCACAUUUUGGGAUCCGGCGAGCAGACAUAAGAAAUAAAUUUGCUCUACCUCCAAACCUCAGAAUGGCCAAUUUUCAGACAGAUGAUGAAAAAUCCAGUCUGUUAAACACAUCUGCAGGAGGUUCUGGUAUUACUGAGUAUGUCAAGUCUCUCUUUGAUCCAUCUUUAAGCUGGGAUGAUGUUGCCUGGCUUACUAGAAUUACAAAGAUGCCUAUAGUGCUAAAGGGCAUCUUGACAGCUGAGGAUGCUAUUUUAGGAAUAGAGGCUGGUGCUGCUGGAAUAUGGGUGUCAAACCAUGGAGCACGUCAAAUUGAUGGAGUACCUCCAACGAUUGAGGCUCUACCUGAGGUAGUGAAAGCAGUCAAGGGUCAGUGUGAGGUCUAUAUUGAUGGAGGCUUUUCUCAAGGAAAUGAUAUCUUCAAAGCUUUAGCGCUUGGGGCACAGAUGGUGUUUCUUGGCCGCCCUAUGCUGUGGGGUCUGGCAUGUGGAGGAGAGGAGGGAGCAUAUAGUGUGCUAGACAUACUGAAAACUGAGCUCGACUCAGUCAUGGCUUUAUCAGGAUGUGCAACAAUAAAGGACAUUACCAAGGAGAUGGUCAUCCGUAAGGAGUACUAUGCACGACUCUAACUGGCUUUGAAAAUCAUGAAGACUACUGCUGGUGACAUGUACUGCAAAUGCAUAUAUAACUCAAAAAAUUUCAGAGGGCAACAAUUACAGUUGCUAAAACAACUAUCUGUGCAGGUGGGGGUCGAUAUGCUCCAAAAUAUUACGUGUGACUAGUGACAACCCUAAUAUACCAAAAUAUAUCGUCCAUGGUCUCAUAUUGUUCCCCACAAAGUAUGCACAGAUAGCUGUUUUAGCUACUGCGCAUAGCUAUGAACAUAGUACUGUACUAUAUUUUGGACAUAAAAUACAGAAUUAUUUCCACA
Molecule: messenger RNA, 1510 nt
Organism: Homarus americanus (American lobster)
Lineage: Eukaryota; Metazoa; Arthropoda; Malacostraca; Decapoda; Nephropidae
Gene: Hao
Product: hydroxyacid oxidase 1-like
Exons: 10
Coding region: 99-1208 (369 amino acids)
Molecular function (GO): FMN binding; oxidoreductase activity
Source: RefSeq, a predicted model, not a curated record